Molecule: messenger RNA, 1334 nt
Organism: Aspergillus pseudonomiae
Lineage: Eukaryota; Fungi; Ascomycota; Eurotiomycetes; Eurotiales; Aspergillaceae
Product: class I SAM-dependent methyltransferase
Exons: 10
Coding region: 253-1245 (330 amino acids)
Molecular function (GO): methyltransferase activity
Source: RefSeq, a predicted model, not a curated record
GCGUCGGAACGCUAAUGAUACGCAGUGGAGUCGACCGUUAGGGCUUCCGAGACCAUGCAGGACUAGUUCGUCCAUGCAUGGCCCCCCAUGUCUAACAGCCGAGAGCGCAACCAAUAAUGCGAUGAGACGUUAGAUUACGAGACGAGACGAAGGAGUACUGACAUGGGUGUUGUCCGGUACCACUAGAUAUUAAUAUCUGGGGGUCGGGAGGGGUGGUGGUGCGGACGUCUCCCCAAUUUGUUGCGCUUGCUGAUGGUUUUCGUGAUGUCGCGUGUGAAUGGGUCUGAUGUUAUGGAGGUCGAUACCGAUGCAGAGUCGGGGUAUGGAGACAGUGCGCAGUCAGAAUGGACUUCGCUCUGCAGCAGUAUCAUGAACUACCACUAUGAUAAUGGACGACGCUACCACGCCUACCAUGCGGGAUCAUAUUGGGGCCCCAACGACGAAAAAGCCAUGGAACAACUAGACAUAGGCCACCACGUCUUCAACCUCCUGCUAGACGGAAAGCUCUACCUGGCACCGAUCCCAAAGAACGUCGAACGUGUCCUCGACAUCGGCACAGGAACCGGUAUAUGGGCUAUUGACUUCGCAGACACGCACCCCGCUGCCAAGGUAAUCGGAACAGACCUCUCCCCCAUCCAACCGACCUGGGUCCCACCAAACCUGCACUUCGAAGUCGACGACUGCUGCGACGACUGGGUCUACGGCAAAGACAGCUUCGACUUCAUCCACGUCCGCGGCCUGUACGGUUGCGUAGCAGACUGGGAUAAAUUCUACAAAGAAGCUCUUGAUCACCUAAAACCAAACGGCUACCUCGAACAAGUCGAAGUGUCCGUAGUGCCCAAAUCCGACGACGGCAGCACAGCCCACACCGUCUUCGACGAAUGGGGCAGAGUGUCGCUGCAAGCCGGUGACGCAUUCGGGAAGACGCUACGCAUCGUGGACGAAGCGAAGGAGAAGAUGAUACAGGCCGGGUUCGUCGACGUCCAGGAACACCGCUUCAAGUGUCCUGUCGGGCCGUGGGCGAAGGAUCCGCGUUUGAAGGUGCUGGGCAAGUACAAUCGGUUGCAGUGGGAGAUGGGGAUCGAGGGGUGGACUAUGAUGCUGUUGACGAGGUUCUUGAACUGGACUCGGCAGGAAGUCGAUGUGUACCUCGCGCGUAUGCGUCAGGGACUGCGCGAUCCGAGUAUCCAUGCUUAUCAGGAGAAGGUAGUAGUAUACGGCCGCAAACCAGGCAGCCCCCUGUGAUGUCACCAGAAGGGCCCAGAACACUCCCCACAACGUCAUAUCCCAUAGCUUAAUGAACAGAGUUUACGUUUAACCUAGAAAUAAAAGUA